AUUAAUUGAUCAGUCCAUCGAUGGUGAAACAUGCGAUAACAGGCUAUCACUGUGCAGUAGAUGAACAUGCAUAGAGGCGCAUCAAUGUGAGAGUCCAUGCAGAGUAGUAGGUCAGGCUACAGUAAAUAGACUGAGUAGGAGUAGUCCUAGUACUCCAGCAAGCAGCAUAGGUUGGCUAUAGGGAGCAGUGUGCAGACGUCGCUCGCCGCAUGUGCACGCCUGUGUGUGCACGCAGACGAGGGGAAAAAGCUGAUUUGAUAUAAAUAGCACAUGUUCAAAUUAACUCGCUUAUUCCGGGCACGCACGUUGGAUGCUUUACUCUAUGGAUAAUAUGAGAAGGAGAAGAGGAAUGUGGCUAUAAUUAAUGAAUAGUCUGCUCGUUUUAGUGGGGAUAUUUUAAGCAAGCAAAACAAGAGACCUGUCUAGUAAUGGAGAACCAUGCAGCAGAGCUGCUACAACAGCAGCAGAGCUACGAGGACGUUCGGAAAAGCGGGUAUCUCCGUAAGCAGAAAUCUAUGCACCGGCGAUUUUUCGUUUUGAGGGAAGCCUCGGAAGAGGGCCCUGCCCGUCUAGAAUAUUAUGAGAACGAGAAGAAAUUCCGAAGCAAGUCACCUGUCCCGAAAAAAGCGCUGAAUCUGGAGACUUGCUUCAACAUCAACAAGCGGGCGGAUUCCAAGAACAAGCACAUGAUAGUGAUGUAUACCCGCGGGGAGAGCUUUGCCAUUGCAGCAGACAGUGAGGAUGUCCAGAAUGAAUGGUACCAGGCCAUGCUGGACCUUCAGUGGAAAUAUAAAAACCCAGAGGACUGUGGUAGUGGUGGAGAGUGUGGACUCCCCUCUCCUCCAGGCCCCACCUUCAAGGAGGUGUGGCAGGUCAAGGUGUGGCCUAAAGGGCUUGGCCAGGCCCGAAACCUAGUGGGCAUCCACCGUCUGUGCCUGACCGACAAGACGGUCAACUUUGUCAAGCUCAACUCUGACGUGGCCGCUGUGGUCCUACAACUGAUGAACGUGCGUCGCUGCGGCCACUCAGAGAACUUCUUCUUCAUCGAGGUGGGCCGCUCGGCCAUGACAGGGCCUGGGGAGUUCUGGAUGCAGGUGGAGGACUCGGUGGUGGCCCAGAACAUGCAUGAGACUCUGCUGGAGGCCAUGAAGGCACUGAGUGAGGAGUUCCGCCAGCGCAGUAAGUCUCAGUCUGUGGGUGCUACAAGCGGCGGGGGCACCGCCUCCAACCCCAUCAGUGUCCCCACCCGCCGCCACCACCCCAAUCUGCCCCCCAGCCAGGUGGGCUUUGGCAGACGAGCCCGGACUGAGACCCCUGGAGCAGGUGGAGCCAACUGCACCAGCACCUCACCAACGCCACGCCACGGGUUACCCAGGGCACGCACAGCCAGCAUCGGGGGAAGGACAGAGGAGAGUGGAGGUGGAGCCAGAGGGGCAUGGGCAAGCUCCAGUCCCAGCCUGAACGGAUCUUGUUCCACUACACCCACCCUGAGACCCAAGCCCACCAGAGCUCCAACCCCAGCUAAGAUCACUCUCAGCCUGGCCCGCUACACCCCCAACCCAGCCACCUCCCCAGCCCCAAGCCUCUCCUCCAGCUCUGGUCAUGGCUCAGAGUGUGGACUAGUCGGAGGGGCAAUGGGAGGUGUAGCGAUCUGUUCUUACACCCGCGUCCCUCAGAGAGUAUCUGUGUCGGGUUCCCCUAGUGACUACGGCUCCUCAGACGAGUAUGGCUCCAGCCCUGGAGAGCACUCCCUACUGGUCCCCAGUCUACCUGGAGGGUCCAAUGGUGGAAUGAGACACCAUGCUCAUGGAGAGGGCUCUUCCAGCUACAUAGUGAUGGGCCAGAGAGAGAGCCUCCCUGGGUCCCAUCAGCGUCCUCAGGGCCGCAGGAUGCUGCGGCGCUCCUCCAGCAGGGAGUGUGAGGCAGAGCGCAGACUCCUCAGCAAGAGGGCCUCCCUGCCCCUGACUGCCCACGAAUGCCUGGCCCCUCGUAGGAAGGAGGAAGAGGAGGAUACGGACCAAGAGUAUGCCGUCAUGUCACGGAGUGUUAGCAGGGACGCCUUUGUGUCACGGCGGCGCGGAUCAGGAGGCUUUGCAGCAGGGGGCUUGGAAGCAGGGGCCGUCGUUGGGGAGACCCAGGUGAGGGUUGAUGUGGUCCGAGGACAGGCGGGAGGAGGAGGAGCGGGACCAGUGGACAGUGGCUACAUGUCCAUGUUACCUGGAGUGACGGCUCCUCCUUUUUCCCUCUCCUUGUCUGUGGCCGUGUCUGACGUCAGCGCCAAGCCUGGGGCUGAUGAUGAGUACAUGGCCAUGACCCCCAACAGCAGCGUGUCCCCCCCCGAGCACAUCAGUCUGCCUGUCUCCGAGGGCUACAUGGUCAUGUCCCCCAACAGCAGCUGCUCCCCAGACAUGCAUGGAAUGGCCAUAUGGGGGAGCCGGGGCAGCAUGGAGAGCCGGGCUGGCAGUGACUACAUGAACAUGUCUCCUAUCAGCAUCCGCUCGGCUUGCAGCACACCCCCCUCACAACCUGAACAGAACCCGCUACAACACAAGAUGGUCUACUCCUACUUCUCUCUGCCACGAUCCUACAAACACACGCUCUCCACACGCUUUGAGGAUGACUUGGAUCAAGGGAAAAGGAAGGAGGGGGGUCAUAGUGACCAAGACAGUGCUGGAAAUCGGGGUGGACAAGUGGGCUACAGCAAGAGGGACACAGCCACAGUUGGCCCUGCAGGAGGCUGUCAACUCUCCCUCUCCUCUUCCUCCUUCUCUUCCAGCUCAGCUAGCAGUGAGAGCCUGGAGGAUCGGCCCAUGUCAGUGGCAGCUGGGGGAGGGCUACGACUAACAAGAACAGGGCCAGGGUUCAGGAACGGGGGAGCACGCUCUAAGGAUGGAUCCUAUCAGCAGAAACGUGUAUCGCAUGGCCCAGGGGGCCAGCAGAGGAAGCCUCGUCCCCUCAGUGUGUCUGUGGACAUGUCUAAAGCUAACACCUUGCCCAGGGUUAAGGAGAACCUCUUCCCCACAGAGCCUCAGAGCCCUGGGGAGUAUGUCAGCAUAGUGUUCAGGGGUGGUGACGUGGGGGGUAGGAGAGGGGGCCAGUGGGGGCCAGAGCACGGACUGUCAGUGACCCAUGGAACCCAGAGGCCCCGUCACCGUCCAGCCCUCUGCCACGGUGACUCCACCAACCUCCCCCGCAGCUUCUCUGCACCGCUGGCCACCUCUGCUGCCUUGGCUGCCUCUACUGAGUACGUCAACAUGGAUUUGGGGUUGGGAAACUCCCCUUGCCCCUCCACUGGGACCCCUGUUAAAUCACCUUUUUGCCCGCCCCCAGCUAUUGCCCCCAAGCCCCCAGUUGUGGCCCGUAAUAGGCCCUCUCCUAGGGCAGCAGAGGGCGAUGUAGGUGGGCAUAGGGCUGCAGUGCCAACAGACUUACCCACUUCAUAUACAAACUACAUAGAGAUGGCCUUCAGCAUAGUUUCAGAGCCUAACCCUGCAGCGCCCGCCAUGCAUGCUGCCCAAGCUUCAUCAAUGGAGCAGGAAUCAGGCUUGGACUUCCCCUCAGCAAGGUCCUACUCAUCUCCUGACCAGAACCAGAGCAGCAGGCUGGCCAGAGACAGGGUUGGCAGGGGCGACCAACUGGGACGGAGACGCCACCGCUCUGAGACAUUCAUCAUUACUCCUCCCCCUCUCCCACUCCAGCUGUCCUCCUCAGGCUCCUUGUUCUUGGAUAGUGCCCAGGCAGCAGCACCUCAUCGACAAGGAGGACUAGAGAGGGGUUCACCAUGGGAGAAAGCCCGGUCAGAUGCAGCAUCCCAGGCUUCGUCCUCUGGGUCUUCUAAACAAGGCCUUAACUACAUUGAUCUGGAUCUGGCCUUUAAUAAGGACAGCUCUCAGAAUGAACUGGAGGGGGGAGCCACUGCCCCCCAUAACAUCUUCGUUCCAGUCCACAAUGGGGCUGGUGGGGGAGUCAUGAUGGGAGACAUUACUGGUUUGGGGAACAACCCUGGCUACGCCAGUAUUGAUUUCUUCAAAUCAGAGGAGUUGAGGGCACUUCACCAGAGCAGCAGGAAAGAUGGAAAAGAAUGUUAAUGAUCCAUCUUGGUCUGGACAUGGCUCCUGGCGUUGCGCAGCACUGUCCUAACUAACCAUGGUGGGAUUGGUUGGCAACAGUCUGUUAACCUUCUGACCUUACUCACUGGAAGAGGAGUAAGAGAGGUGAAGGCAAACCCAUCAAAUCAUCAUUAACUCUUUGUCAUCCUGUCCAGUUGUUGCUAUCCAAUACUAAUGUGUGCCAAAAGACUACUGGUCCAAACCAACACAACAGGGUUCGCUGAGGUAGAAGAAUAUAGCCAAUCAAGAUUACAUUUUUUUUUCUCCUUAACAUAAUCUUAUGGAAAUUGUUAUACAAAUGUGAAAUAGUAGAAAGGUACAUACUAAAAAGUAUAUAGUAUACAUAUGUUGAUGAAAGCUACAUAAAUAAAUACAUCUAUAUAUAUAUUAUACUUUUUAAAAAGUGCCUAAUGUUUUGUUUGUAGACAUUUUUACACAGGGAAUCUGGAACUGGUCUGUGAGAGGGAAAACUAUGUUUAUGUCUCAAAUGUCAUUUUGUGUUAAGCAUAUUGUAAAUAUGUUGAAAAUGACAGGAAACAGAGUUUUAGUUAUAUAGUAAGCAUAAUCAAACUGCCUUACUGUGUUUGAACUGUGCUAAAAGAAUAGCCUCUUUACUUUAUGCUGUGCCUCACUCUUCAGCCACAAUGAACACUCUCGUUUCCUCUCCUGCCUGAACCCUACCAGUACCAGCUGGAGCUAAGCCAAAAACCAGCGCUGUAUAAUGCCAACCACACACACACACAUUUGAAUAGUCAUCCGUGUUGUUCAGCUGAGUAGGUGAGGUUGAUAGUCUUCACAUUUACUGCUGUGACAUUUACUACUUGUGUUUGCCAGAAUAUUAUGACACUAACAGGCUGAGAGCGGUAUUGAACGUGUGAUCAAUGUGAUUAAAGAAUGCUGUGCGUGCAGGUGCGAGAGAAAGAGCAUGAUUACAGUGGUGCUGGAUAUCAGUUAUUGAAGAUAUUUCCAGACCACGUUAUGGCCUCCCACAAUGAUCAACAGGGUCAUUGUUAUUUAUGGAAUAAUAAUAUUAAUUUCUUUCCCACAUGCUUUAUAACCACAGUGACUGAAAAUCAUAUCACACACACAUCCAUCCCCUGUAGCCUGGUUCGAGAUCUGUUUGUUCUUUCUUGCCAACUCAAGACAGCACAAACAGAUCAGGCACCAGGCUACGUCCUCUGUGCAUCUGAAAAAGACACUCAAGUGCCUGGCUGCCUGUGUUAUUUGGUGUCCACACACUAACGGUUACCCUCACUCAUUCUCACGAAGUCCCCCCUUCCCUUAUAUCCCACUUCCCUUCCCGUACCAGUUAGAUAUUCUUGCAGAAAAAAACAAGUGGUAUUUUUGAUGUGGUGAUUCAGUUUUAUGAAAUCCCUUUAACCAUUUGAACAUAGCCCAUUACUGCCAGUAUCUUGUGCUUUAAUGCAGAGAACUUUAGUGCCAAAAUCCUGUAUUACAUAGGCUGUGUUCACACAGGAAGCACAAUUCUAAUCUAUUUUUCAGUCAUUGGUAUUUAGACCAAUCAGAUCAACUAUGAAAAAAAUCUCAUGUGAAAAGAUCUUAUGUAAUCGGUCAAAAGACCAAUUAGUGGAAAAAACAUCAGAAUUGGGCUACCUGUGUAAACACAGCCAUAGAUCAAUGGAUUACUCAUACUUCACUAUGGUAGACUUACUCUGUUUUUGAUCUUAAGUUUGUCUCACCAUACAGGCCAAUGGCAUUGCUUGAUGUGACUUUUAUAAUAUACCUUUCUUUUUUAUUCUCUUCAAAUUAUUAUUAUUAAUUGGGGAUUUCCAUUAAUGAGCUUCUCUUACCUCAUAAUCAUGUCUAAAGAAUUUGAACAGACGUGACAGUUGGUGUUAAAUCCCCAAGGUCGUCUGAGAAGGUCCCCUACGUUUUGGUUCACUUAACUACUGUGGCCAAGGCCAAGUCCAGUUAAGAGUCUUUCGGUUGGACUGGGUAUCGUUAGACCAUCUUUUAAUGCCUUAUUAUUUUCAAUAUUAACUCUCACAUAAUACCACACAGCAGCUGUAUAAAGGCGCUUUGCAUUCUAGAAUAACCAGAAUUCUGACAAGUCUGAAGAUUCUUAGUUUGGUGAUCUGCAGAGACGUGAACAAAGGGAUGUAGAAAUGGGACAUACAGUACCUGUCAAAAGUUUUGGACACACCUACUCAUUCAAGUUUGGACACACCUACUCAUUCAUUUUUUUACCAUUUUCUACAUUGUAGAAUAAUAGUGAAGACAUCAAAACUAUGAAAUAACUUAUAGGAAAUCAUGUAGUAACCAAAAAAGUGUUAAACAAAUCAAAAUAUCUUACAUUUGAGAUUCUUCAAAGUAGCCACCCUUUGCCUUGAUGAAUGCUUUGCACAAUCUUGGCAUUCUCUCAACCAGCUUCAUGAGGUAGUCACCUGGAUUGCUUUUCCAACAGUCUUGAAGGAGUUGCCACAUAUUCUAAGCAGUUGUUGGCUGCUUUUCCUUCCCUCUGCGGUCCAACUCAUCCCAAACCAUCUCAAUUGGGUUGAGGUCGGGUGACUAUGGAGGCCAGGUCAUCUGAUGCAGCACUCCAUCACUCUCCUUGGUCAAAUAGCCCUUACACAGCCUGUAGGUGUGUUUUGGAUCAUUGUCCUGUUGAAAACAAAUGAUAGUCCCACUAAGCACAAACCAGAUGGGAUGGCAUAUUGCUGCAGAAUGCUGUGGUAGCCAUGCUGGUUAAGUGUGCCUUGAAUUCUAAAUAAAUCCCAGAAGGUGUCACCAGCAAAGCACGCCCACACCACUUCCUCCAUGCUUCACCGUGGGAACCACACAUGCGGAGAUCAUCCGUUCACCUACUCUGCAUCUCACAAAGACAAGGCGGUUGGAACCAAAAAUCUCAAAUUUGGACUCAUCAGACCUAAGGACAGAUUUCCACCGGUCAUUGCUUGUAUUUUUUGACCCAAGCAAGUCUCCUCUUAUUAUUGAUGUCCUUUUAGUAGUGGUUUCUUUGCAGCAAUUAGACCAUGAAGGACUGAUUCACCCAGUCUACUCUGAACAGUUGAUGUUGAGAUGUGUCUGUUACUUGGACUGCAAUCUGAGGUGCAGUUAAUUGCAGAUUCCUGAGGUUGGUAACUCUAAUGAACUUAUCCUCUGCAGCAGAGGUAACUCUGGGUCUCCCUUUCCUGUGGCGGUCCUCAUGAGAGCCAGUUUCAUCUUAGCGCUUGAUGGUUUUUGCGACUGUACCUGAAGAAACGUUCAAAAUUCUUAAAAUGUUCCGUGUUGACUAAUCAUCAUGUCUUAAAGUAAUGAUGGACUGUCGUUUCUUUUUGCUUAUUUGAGCUGUUCUUGCCAUAAUAUGGACUUGGUCUUUUACAAACUAUGGCUAUCUUCUAUAUACCAACCCUACCUUGUCACAACACAACUGAUUGGCUCAAAUGCAUUAAGAAGGAAAGAUAUUCCACAAAUUAACUUUUAACAAGACACACCUUUCAAUUGAAAUGCAUUGCAGUGACUACCUCAUGAAGCUGGCUGAGAGAAUUCCAAGAGUGUGCAAAGCUGUCAUCAAGGCAAAGGGUGGCUACUUUGAAGAAUCUCAAAUUUAAGAUAUUUUCAUUUGUUUAAAAAAAAAUGUUUACUACAUGAUUCAAUAGGUGUUUUUUCAUAGUUUUUAUGUCUUCACUAUUGUUCUACAAUGUAGAAAAUAGUAAAAAUAUAGAAAAACCCUUGAAUGAGUAGCUGUCCAGACUUUCGCCUGGUACUUUAUAUACUGAGACCCCUCACCAUAUCAAAGGUUACACCUGUUGUUGUGGGAAAAGGGUAUUUUAAGUACAAUCAGGGUAAUGUAGGAGAGAGCUGUGUACUUAUUUAAUGCUAUUAAUAAUACUAUGACUGACUGAUGUAUUCUAUUGUAAAGAGGAGAAGGACAAGGAUCUAUGAGUAUGCACAGAAUUCUGUGUAUAAGGGGGUAGGCGUCAGGGGAGGGAUAUGGGCAUGAGGUUCAUGGAAAUGUUAUGGAAAAGAUUUCUGUUCAAAACAGAAUAAUGUUGAUGAUUAUUGCCUGUGAUGUAAACAAUGUCACUUUGUUUCUUUGAAAAGCUAAGAAAUGAAAUGGA
Oncorhynchus keta (chum salmon) is the source of this 8191-nucleotide messenger RNA. Its product is annotated as insulin receptor substrate 1-B. Gene Ontology annotation, biological process: insulin receptor signaling pathway. The coding region runs from base 429 to 4088 and encodes 1219 amino acids. Gene Ontology annotation, molecular function: insulin receptor binding; phosphatidylinositol 3-kinase binding. Gene Ontology annotation, cellular component: cytosol; plasma membrane. The record is from RefSeq and is a predicted model, not a curated record. Lineage: Eukaryota; Metazoa; Chordata; Actinopteri; Salmoniformes; Salmonidae. The transcript is spliced from 3 exons.